Molecule: messenger RNA, 893 nt
Organism: Lactuca sativa (garden lettuce)
Lineage: Eukaryota; Viridiplantae; Streptophyta; Magnoliopsida; Asterales; Asteraceae
Gene: ARD4
Product: RmlC-like cupins superfamily protein
Molecular function (GO): acireductone dioxygenase [iron(II)-requiring] activity
Source: RefSeq, a predicted model, not a curated record
UUUAGAAACUAUGCAAUUUUGUGCUGGAGGAAAAAUGGAAGCCACAAUAACCAACGGAAGCUGAUGACCAUAGAUGGUUAUCUGACAAAACAAGGCAACCAAAAAUCUUGGAAGCCUCGAGUAUCCAAUACACAUAAUAUAUAUGUGAUUUUGAUUCAGACGACUGACACAAUUGUGGCACACUUCGUUUAAUUUCUAUGGCGAUUCUUCAGGCAUGGUUCAUGGAUAAUAGCCAUGAGGAUCCACAGCUUCCUCAUCAUCGCAAUCCCUAUGAGUUCGUCUCCCCGGAUCACUUAGCAGAAUUGGGCGUUUUGCACUGGAAGCUAAAUCCAGAAAAGUACGAGGAGGAUGAAGAAUUAGAACACAUUAGGGCUACCAGAGGCUACAAUUACAUGGAUUUGCUGGAUUUGUGCCCUGAGAAAGUGGAGAAUUACGAGCAAAAGCUGAAGAACUUCUAUACAGAACACAUUCAUGCAGAUGAAGAAAUACGUUACUGCUUGGAAGGGAGUGGGUAUUUUGAUGUUAGGGAUAAAGAUGAUCGCUGGAUUCGUAUUUGGAUAAAGGCUGGUGAUCUUAUCAUCUUGCCUGCAGGAAUAUACCAUCGCUUCACCCUCGACACCUCCAAUUACAUCAAGUUGAUGAGGUUAUUUGUUGGAGAGCCAGUAUGGACUGCAUUCAAUAGGCCACAAGAAGAGCAUCCAGCUAGGAGAAAGUACAUUGUUAACUUUGGUGAAAAGAUCGGGAUGCCACUUGAAGCUCAUUGAUCACUAUGGUUAGUACUUCAUGUAUCUAAAUAAAUCGGGAGUUGUUGAUAUAGCUAAAGGCCAUAUAUAUGUAUUUGGAGGUCGAAUUCUAAUAUGCUAUGUGGUAUUUGAAACUUGAUUGUGAAAUAA